AUGAUGGCUCAACCGCCGUUGGACAAGAAUUUAGAAUGGAGUCAGAAUCUGAACGUCACAGUUAUGUGCAAGGACUGUAAGGAGAUUCCACCUAAUCUCGUCGAAGAAUUUUCUUCUGGAGAUUUGGUCUGCGAUACAUGCGGUGUAGUUAUUGGUGAUCGAAUUGUCGAUACCCGCUCUGAAUGGCGUACAUUCUCCAAUGAUGACCAGGGAAAUGACGAUCCAUCCCGUGUUGGUGACGCUGCUAAUCCUCUCUUGAACGGUUCUCAACUUUCCACUACAAUCGCUUUUGGCGACAGCAGCGUACGCAGUCGUGAGCUUUACCGCGCCCAAGGUAAACAAGGUACAGACAAAUCAACAAAAGCUUUACUCGCAGCCUACAAGGAAAUCGGCGCUCACUGUGAUGCUGUAAACAUUCCAAAGAACGUUUCGGAUACCGCGAAGCACCUUUUCAAACUUGUCGAUGACGCCAAAGCCUUCAAAGGUAAAUCCCAAGAAGCCAUCAUUGCUGGCUGUAUCUUUAUCGCUUGCCGUCAGUGCGGUGUUCCCAGAACCUUCCGUGAAAUCUACGCUUUGACGAAGGUUUCGAAGAAGGAUAUUGGUAGAACUUUCAAAGCACUUGAGAAAUUCUUUGCUUCAGACAGUUCGGCCAAGAAGGCGACUGCUGAUGCUACUGGUGCUCUUGCGGCCCCAGAUGGUUAUCAGACAACCACGUCAACCAAUGCCAAAGAUCUCUGUACUCGUUACUGCAGUCAACUUGGUCUUAAGAGCCAACAGUUCGUCAAGAUAUCCCAAGGCCUCGCUGAAAAGGUUUCUACCGUCGGUGAUCUCGCUGGUAGAUCGCCUUUGUCAGUUGCGGCCGCUUGCAUCUACAUGGCAUCAGCUCUCCUCGGAAAGCCAAAGUCUGCAAAGGAGAUAUCCCAAGUAGCUGGCGUUAGUGACGGAACUAUCCGUACGGCAUACAAAUACUUGUAUGCGGAUCGAGAGAAACUCAUUGAACCUGAGUGGAUUGCUGAUGGCAAGGGCAAAAUGGAGCUCCUACCGGGCGAGAAUGGACCGAAAAUGUCCUGGGUUCUAGAGUUUUCUUACGUCGACGACGGUAUUAACAAAAAAAUGAUGUCUGGUCCAGGAGCUGGUUUCGAAUAUCCCGCAGAGGAGGUUUCUUGGUUGAAGAGAGAUGUUUUGCUCUUUGCUAACAGCAUUGGAUGUACGAAUGAUGAGCUACACUUCUUAUUCGAAUUACAUCCCAACUUUGCCGUCUUUCCAACAUAUCCUGUUCUUCUCCCAUUCAAACGUACAACCCAAGAAGUAAUUGACUUCUAUGCCGCCUCUGCCGCAACCCCAAUUCCCGGUGUGCCAAAAUUCGACUACAGACGCGUGCUUGAUGGUGGACGUUCAAUGACUUUCCUCAAACCACUCCCACCUACCUCCGCUGGUAAAACCUUCGAGUUACGCUCUAAAGUUAUCGGCGUAUAUGAUAAAGGAAAAUCUGGCACGGUUGUUGAAACACAACAGGAGAUUGUAGACAAGAACAGUGGAGAAGUGUAUACCAGGGCUGUUGGAAGUGCAUUCUUUGUUGGUCAAGGUAAUUGGAAUGGACCUAAGGGUCCGGCGACUCAGAACUUUCCUCCACCCGAAGGAAAGAAACCUGAUGCUGUUAUGGAACAUCAGACUACAAAAGAGAGUGCAUUAUUGUAUAGAUUGAAUGGCGAUUACAAUCCUUUACACGCAACACCUGAGCCAGGGCAAAAGAUGGGAUUCGGAGGGCCUAUCAUGCAUGGACUUUCAUCAUGGAACUUCACCGCUCAUGCGCUCUUAAAAGCUAUUGGUGGUAGUGAUCCUAAAAACAUCAAAGAAUUUUCAUGUCGAUUCGCAUCGCCGGUCAAACCAGGCGAUAAAUUGAUCAUCGAGAUCUGGAAAACUGGAGAAAUUAAAGAAGGUUGGGAAGAAAUUCGAUUUAUCACCAAAGUAGAAGGUGGAAAGGUUUGCUUGAGCAACGGCAGAGCUCUAAUGAAGACUGUAAGUAGCAGUUCAAGUGGUGGAGAUGGAAAAAUGCUAGAUCAGGGUAUGGCUAGUAUCAAGGCGAAUUCUGGUUCGAAGACUGGUGGCGCUGCGAACUCUCCUGGAUCUUCGGCUAGAGAGGAGAGCAAGGCUCAAAAGAGCAAGUUGUAG
Botrytis fragariae is the source of this 2172-nucleotide messenger RNA. RefSeq names its product putative peroxisomal dehydratase protein. Bases 1 to 2172 code for a protein of 723 amino acids. The record is from RefSeq and is a predicted model, not a curated record. Gene Ontology annotation, biological process: transcription preinitiation complex assembly; DNA-templated transcription initiation. Gene Ontology annotation, molecular function: TBP-class protein binding. NCBI's taxonomy places the organism in Eukaryota, Fungi, Ascomycota, Leotiomycetes, Helotiales, Sclerotiniaceae. Gene Ontology annotation, cellular component: peroxisome. The transcript is spliced from 8 exons.